This is a messenger RNA of Olea europaea var. sylvestris, 1880 nucleotides long. RefSeq lists its product as uncharacterized. Lineage: Eukaryota; Viridiplantae; Streptophyta; Magnoliopsida; Lamiales; Oleaceae. The transcript is spliced from 5 exons. Gene Ontology annotation, biological process: fatty acid metabolic process; DNA damage response. The coding region runs from base 883 to 1755 and encodes 290 amino acids. The record is from RefSeq and is a predicted model, not a curated record. Gene Ontology annotation, cellular component: mitochondrial matrix.
AGCAACUUUUAAGUUUCAACAGUAGUUUUUAAAUUUGAAAAGUAUUUGUUUUUUCCUUUCUCUUUUUGAAAAAGGGCCCAAAGUAACAUGGAACAACUUCAACAUUACCGUAAGAAAUAUGCAUUUUCAGUUUGAAACAUGGCAUAUAUUUCAAGAACAAUGGGCAAUAACAAACAGAAAUCUAAGGUUUUGCUAUUUAUAUGGUUGAGACCGAUUCCUUUAGAGCCGUGCAAUCUCUUGCUUCUACAUUUUUUAUUUUUAUUUUUUCACUCAAACACAUCUAUAUCAUAUGAUAAUGUUGCUUUACUCAGAUAAAUGAAUUGUAGUCCAUGUUGUCAUGUACCCUUAUGGGAAUAUGACCGCUCAUGUUGUUGUGUUCCUAGCGCUUGACAUGCCAUUUAGAAGGAUUGUAUGUCCUACUUUUUUUAUGACGUGAUUUGUGAUGAUUUGAAUUAGUGAAUGUUGAAAUUUUUUACUUGAGAAAAAAAAUUCAUCCUCCUUUUUGUUGUAACAUAAUUUCUAUAAUCAUCUUAGCUAACUAGGUUACAACCCGAUGCCAUGUUGCUUGAAACAAAUAGUACAAUCGGACAAAUCAGUCAGAGAUUGGACGGGAUCCUGCUCCAUUUGACCGCUUUGGACAAUAAUUCAUGCAAAAAUUAAUUCGAUUUUACCUAAAUAUGCGUCAAGCCGCUUUGGACAAUAAUUCAUGCAAAAAUUAAUUCGAUUUUACCUAAAUAUGCGUCAAGCUAUGAAGAUUUUACCUAAACGUAACUCGAUUUUACCUAAAUCUGUUCCUGUACUUAAAAUUCUCCGCCUAAGAUUCGGAGGAAGGUGAAGUGAAAUCAUUUUUCUUUGAGAAAAUUGAGAAACAGGGGAAUCGAAAUGGAUGAGGAUGGAUUGAAAGCGGUUCUGAGGGAAGCAUUUGGGGAUUCAUCCGAUAGCGAUUGCGAAUUGGGUGGUUCAAGUGAUGGAUUCGAAAAGUCUCAACCGAUUUUUGUGGAAAGCUAUACAUGGGAACCGAUUACUGAAAUCAGCGGCCUGUGGAUUUGCAGAGACUUUUUAUCGCCAGAUCAACAAUCCUCCUUGCUCUCUUCUAUCGAAAAAGAAGGAUGUUUUGCAGACGCCUCCCAUAACCAGGUGGAAUACAUUGAUGAUGUGUGGAGAAGAUUGACCAGACAUAGGACAGGACCACGAGCUGAUAACGUUAUUGUUAAUAAUAGUACUAUAUCAUGUCGUGAGGCAAUGAGGUUUGGAGAUCUUCCUUCUUGGGCUGUCGAACUUUCCUACAACGUCCGUGAAAGUGUACUAUCAAGUGGUUAUGUUUCUGAAUUGACAUAUGAAGAAGAAACAAUCGAUAAGGGUAAAGAAGCUUGUCUCUUUCCACCCAAGUUACUACAGAGGGAACCGCUUUUCAAUCAACUUAUAGUAAACGUUUAUCAACCAGGUGAGGGAAUUGGUGCACAUGUUGAUCUUAUGCGCUUUGAAGAUGGAAUUGCAGUAAUCUCCCUGGAGUCAUCCUGCGUGAUGCAUUUUAGUCGAGUUGAAAAUGAAGUCGACUGUUUUGAAGAGACGGGCAAAGAACCAAAGAUUCCUGUACUUCUAAUCCCAGGAUCCUUGGUCUUAAUGUGGGGAGAGGCACGUUAUAUGUGGAAACACGAAAUAAAUCGAAAGCCUGGAUUUCAAAAUUGGCAGGGCCUCGAGAUUGACCAGAAAAGGAGGACCUCUGUAACUUUGAGGAAGCUGGGUCAAAUGUGAUCCCACCCAAUAGAUUUUUUGUAUUGCUAAGCAGAAUUUUGAGGCAUUACAUUUUCGGCACAUGAACAUGUUUGGAUAAGCUAUAAGCUAUUAAGUUUAAGUUUACUCAUAUGACCAGAAAAGGA